This is a messenger RNA of Dreissena polymorpha, 2011 nucleotides long. Its product is annotated as chitotriosidase-1-like. The transcript has 9 exons. Bases 204 to 1673 code for a protein of 489 amino acids. Gene Ontology annotation, molecular function: chitin binding; chitinase activity. The record is from RefSeq and is a predicted model, not a curated record. Gene Ontology annotation, cellular component: extracellular region. Gene Ontology annotation, biological process: chitin catabolic process; carbohydrate metabolic process. NCBI's taxonomy places the organism in Eukaryota, Metazoa, Mollusca, Bivalvia, Myida, Dreissenidae.
UAGUUUGUAUAGUCACUUAUAGAACGCCGUGUCGUGCAUUCUCUUCUUUUAAAAUUAAGCGCGUCAAUUAUUUUAGCCAACCAUUGAGAUAAAACAUUUACACGAUACAUUUGUGUAGAGCGGAAAUAAUAUAAAUAAAAGAAUCGGAACUUCAAUUUAAUAAAGUUUAAUUUCAAAGUAAACAAAAUUAGAAUAUAGUUAAAAUGAAAGCGCUGAAAUGUGUUACUUUCUUAGUGUUUGGCAUAUUGAUAAAUAUUGCAAAAGCCAGAAAUGUUCAAAAUGUUGAAAAUACGGACUACAAGAGGGUGUGUUACUAUACCAAUUGGUCCCAGUAUCGCCCUGGGGUCGGGCGAUACACUCCCGACAACAUCGACCCACGCCUCUGCACACAUCUUAUGUACGCAUUCGCCAAAGUGGUGAACAACGAACUCCUGACUGUAGAGUGGAAUGACGACCAAAUGUUUGAAAAAUUCAACGCUUUGAAGAAAAUAAAUCCUGGUCUUAAGACGCUCAUUGCGGUGGGUGGAUGGAAUGCCGGAAGUGCAGAGUUCACAAGAAUGGUCUCAUCUGCGUCAAACAGACGCAUGUUCAUUCAGUCGACCUUGACCUUCCUCCGUCGCUAUGGAUUCAAUGGCCUUGACCUUGACUGGGAGUACCCGGGCUCCAGAGGCGGACAGGCUUCGGACAAAGAGAACUACCUGCGCUUGGCUCAGGAAAUGAAGUCAGCAUUCGCUGCCGACGGCUACCUAUUGACGGCUGCGGUGCCGGCGGGUAAGUCGUACAUCGACGCCGGAUUCGACAUAACGGCCCUCGCAAGCCACCUUGACUUCAUCAACUUGAUGGCGUAUGACCUGCAUGGGUCAUUUGAGAGAGUGACAGGCGCGAACUCGCCUCUGUACGCGAGAUCGGGCGAGACCGGCGAGCAGACGUAUUUGAACAUGCAAUGGGCCGCCCAAUAUUGGACUUCUCUAGGGAUGCCGAAACACAAGAUCGUCAUUGGCAUGGCGACGUACGGCCGAUCAUUCAAACUAUCGGACCGCCGACAGACGGGAGUCGGGGCACCCGCCUCUGGUGACGCGCAGACGGGACCGUUCACCAGGGAGGCGGGCUUCCUGUCGUAUUAUGAGAUAUGUACGAUGCAAGAGAGUGGAGCCGGGUCAAGCCACUGGGAACCUGAACAACACGUGCCAUAUUACGUCAACGGUGAUCUGUGGGUGGGGUUCGAUAAUCAAAGGAGCAUUGCCGAUAAGGUCCAAUGGUUGAUGCGGGAAGGUUAUGCCGGCGCCAUGAUAUGGGCUCUCGACCUUGAUGAUUUCAACGGCGUGUGCCAGUCCUCCGCAUCCAAGUAUCCGCUCCUAAACACCAUCUUCACACUCCUCACAUCCGGGCAACUGCCGACCACAAGUGCGCGCCACCAGACGACAUCCCCUUCACCCAAAACAACAAUAAGAACAACAGAAGCAACAACGCAGCAGACGACAACAGCACAUUCGGGCCAAGACUUCUCAUGCGCUGGAAAGGCGGACGGAUUCUACGCAGACCCCAAGAACUGCCACAAGUUCUUCCGUUGCGUGUCCCAACAGCCCUUCCGGUUCUCCUGCCCAGGGACUCUGGUCUAUAACCCUGCUAUCCAGAGUUGCGACUGGCCUCAUAACUACCCGUGUAGAAACUGAACCACGUUUCAUGCUUAAUGAUGACUUAACCAAAGCGACGAAUUGUAUUAACAUUAUGAUAUACAUAUUGUUUAGACUUUAGCGAAAGUUUUGUUCCAGUGCUUUUGCUGGCUGCUGUUAAUUGUUUGUAUGAGAAAGGCAAUUGUCGAGAUAAUUUAUAUCACUGCAUGACUGUACUAUUGAUCAGUUUCGAGUAAUGAAUGAAGGGUCUAGUUAGGAAAAUGUCGGUAUAUAACACAUGAUUUUAUUUUAAAUCCUCGGAGAUAAGACCUUAGAAAAUUGGAAAGGCGGAAAAAUGUAUAUUUUUACCACAAGCAAAUUAUAAGCUAGAAAUCUUU